Molecule: messenger RNA, 891 nt
Organism: Ogataea angusta
Lineage: Eukaryota; Fungi; Ascomycota; Pichiomycetes; Pichiales; Pichiaceae
Exons: 1
Coding region: 1-891 (296 amino acids)
Source: RefSeq, a predicted model, not a curated record
AUGGAAUCAAGCAAGACGAAGUUUGGAAGUCUGACGUACAUCCGGAAGCCCAGGAAGCUGAGCUCGCGGAUCCCGUACGAGGACACGUUGCUGGGGCCGUCGUCGCGUUCUUCGAAACCUCGUCGAAAAUCCAAACGCGAUGUUUACAUCGCGUGCGAUGAGGUCCCUCCUUCAAAACGGCCACAUACAAAUUCUGCCGACGAGCUGCUCAAAGACUUUGACAUCUCGCGCAUAAAACAAGACACAGACAAGCUGCUGAACCAGCUCGACAGCAUCAAGAAACCAGAAAAGGAGGAGUCCAAGUAUAUCAACAAGCUCCUAUCCAAAGCGGACAAGGUGGAAACGGACGAAGUGGUGGCGGUGGCCGAGGCCCAGGGGCCGAUGAAACAUAUCUACGACGAUACAGAGGCUACAGAGCGGACGGCAAAGAAGUACAGGACGUUCCGGCCCAAAAUAUACACAAAAAAAGAACUGCUGGCUGCCACCGAAAAAUUGCUCGCUGUUGCAAGAGAUAUUUUAAAUGGAAAGACAGCCUCGUAUUUUUACGAGAUUGCACGGGAAUAUGCAGAGUCUUCGCCCCGCCUUUCCGUGACAGACUCUGAAAUAAUAAAUUUGCCCAAACAGAGGUACCAUGGGUAUAUUGGGUCUAUGCGCGCGAACGCCAUUACGCAGCAUUUGCUAAGCCAAUUGGACGAGCUCCUCACAGAUAAGAAGGCGAACAAGGUGCUGCAAUUUUGGGGGCGGAGCUAUUUCACGCGGUUUGUGCUCACGCCAGAGAUCAUUGCGAGGAUCGUGAAACAGGACGAGCAGGUGGACCUGGACAAAGCGUACGACAUGAUGGAGUCCACCGCCGAUUACGGGCUCUACAUCAUGGAUCAGAAGGAGCUUUGA